This is a messenger RNA of Colius striatus (speckled mousebird), 923 nucleotides long. Its product is annotated as butyrophilin subfamily 1 member A1-like. Gene Ontology annotation, molecular function: protein binding. The transcript has 5 exons. The coding region runs from base 153 to 923 and encodes 256 amino acids. The record is from RefSeq and is a predicted model, not a curated record. NCBI's taxonomy places the organism in Eukaryota, Metazoa, Chordata, Aves, Coliiformes, Coliidae.
UGCGCCUGUCCCGCGGCUGCCGGUGCUCCCGGUACCGCUCCCGCCCCGCAGCAUCAUCACCUCUGGUCACAGGCGUUAGAAUCGCCCGAGGGUGGCAGCUGGAAGGGCCGUUACUAAAAAGAGUCACAGAACGGUGGCAGUAUACGUGAGUGAUGGAGCUGGAAGACCUGAGAAAUGAGAUUGAGAAGAGACAGAGCAAAAAUGGCACCAAGCUCCUGGAGACCUCGACAGAGGGGCAAGAGGAGAAGAGCCAGCAGCUGGAUGUGAGGAGCACGGUCAGCAGGUGUGAGAAAGUGAGUUUGCAGCUGCCUGGGGCUGCAGCUGAGGCAGAAGAGCGAGUGGGUCCCAGCUCCUGGCGCAGCAGCAUCCUGAAGGACACGCUGAGGAGGCUCCGAGCCAUCGUGACCCUGGACCCCGACACCGCUCACCCCGAGCUCAUCCUGUCUGAGGACUGUAAGAGCGUGAGGAGAAGAGGGGGCUUGAGCCCCCAGGAGCUCCCUGACUCGCCCCAACGCUUCGAGUACUGGCCCUUCGUGCUGGGCUGGCCGGGCUUCGCGGGGGGGAGGCACUGCUGGGACGUGGAGGUGGGUGAGGCCGGGGAUUGGGCAGUGGGGGUGGCUCGAGAGUCAGUCCCAAGGAAAGGGAGGCUCAGCCUCUCCCCUCAAGGUGGGAUUUGGGGGGUGGAGAAGUGGGGGGGACAGAUCCGAGCCCUGACCCCCCGUAAGGUGACGCUGGUGCCCCUGAGGUGGGUUCCACGCAGGGUCAGUGUCCACCUGGACUAUGCUGGGGGGUCUGUGGCCUUUUUUGAUGCAGAGGAGGGGGGGCUCAUGUUCCUCUUCUCACGUGCUGCCUUCACUGGGGAGAGGGUCCGGCCCUGGCUCUGGGUGGUGGGGGCCAAAUCCCACCUCAGGCUCAGACCCUGA